AUGCGACAAAUAGACUGGCGAAGUUUUCUUACCAGUGGUGUUUUAUCAAUAUGUUUUGUUGCAACUUGUGCAAAUCGAAUAUUGGCAUUUCAUCAUUAUGGCAAUAAAAUGAAUUUAUCAUCUAAUACAUUUCUUUGGAUCUGGAUUAUUUUUAUUCCUGAUCUUAUUGUUUUAUUUAUUUUGUAUCUUUUAUUAUUUUAUGUUGGAUCGAAAUAUCCUCAAUAUAAUUUGUAUAGUAUUCUAGUCGGUUUAGUGUAUGCUCUAUUUAUUAUUCUUGUUUCAUCAUCUAAUAUUAUUAUGUUGACAAUAACAGGAGAAUCGAUCGUCAAUAGUAUUACUGAAGCAAUUCGUGCACCACCAGUUAAUAUUUCUGAUCCAAUCGUUACUUUGAAAAAACCAAUAAAAAAUGUUUUUCUAAUUAUUUUGGAAUCAAUUCAUGCUGAUGUUUUACCAUUGAAUGAACAUUUUCUUAAUGCUACACAAUCUACUUUUACUUCUGAUAUUCCUCUUACAAAUGUUACACCAAUAUUAAAUUCAUUUUGGAAAAAUUCUCUUCGUACAAUUGCAUCAUCAACAUCAUCUUAUACAUUAAAAAAAGUCAAUGAAGAAAAUAUAGUUUAUGAAAAAUGUUUACCAGAAUUACUUCAUUACACAUUUAAAACAAAAACUAAUCAAUCCAAAUUUCGUUCAGCAUUCUUUACAUCAGCUCGUGGAUCUAUUCCUGAUCUUGGUAUGUUUGGUCCUGCUGAUCCAACUAUUUUACCAUUAUUAUGGAAAUGGCUUGAUGACACUUUAGUAGAAGAUCAAAAUCAUCAAUUAAUGAUCAGUUUAUUAAUUACUGAAACACAUGAACCUUUUCUUUAUCCAGAUGAUCGAUCAUAUAAUGAUUAUCAAUAUUAUACAAAUGAUCCACGUAUAAAUGCUCAUCUAAAUACAUUAAGAAUAACUGAUGAAUUAUUUGGAAAACUUAUUCAUGGUUUUAAAUCACGAAAAUUAUAUGAUGAAACACUUUUUAUUGUUGUAAGUGAUCAUGGUUAUGUUUUUAAUGAUUAUGGAAGUCAAACAGUUGGUUUAUUAAGUUCACCUUUAGAAUCAGCAUUUUCUGUGCCAUUAAUAUUUCAUAAUCGAUAUCUUCAACCUAAACAACUUCAUGGACAAUAUUCUACCAUGGAUAUAUUACCAACUAUUAUGGAUAUAUUAUUAUCAUCAAAGAAGAAGAAGAAGAAGAAGAAGAAGAAGAAAUUAACGAAUCAAUUAUUAUCAUCUGUUGAAAAUCAACAAUUAAAAACAAUCUUAUCUUUAUAUGAAGGAACAUCAAUUCUUCGAAGAAGAACUGAAGAAGAAUCUAUUCGAUAUAUAUUUAAUUUAGCUAAUCCUGGUAAUUCAUUUCUAAGUGUUAAACAAUAUCCAAGAAAAUUAACUUAUGAUAUUACAAAUGAUGAAGUACAUUUAUAUCAUCUUCAAUAUGAUCCAUUUGAAUCCAUUGAUUUAAUUAAUCUUUCUAAUCAACCAAUAGACAAUUAUCCAUCAUGGAUUCACAUAAAUCAUCACAAACAAAUAUUAAAAUAUGGAUGGAAAGGACGGUGGACUAGUAAAACUAUUCGUAUUAGUAUGUUUAGUCAAAUAUUAUCGGAGAAAAACAAAAAUAAUCAUUGGUUAAGACCAAAAUCAGUUAUUUUAAAUAAUUCUAAAAUCAAUCUAGAUGAAAUGUUAAAUUGGGCUGAUCGAACAUUUGAAUUAACUCGGCUUUGGACUAAACUUAUUUUCAAAAGAUAUCGUACGAAUAAUACAAGAUAG
Adineta steineri is the source of this 1797-nucleotide messenger RNA. The record is from the annotation of a GenBank genome assembly. Lineage: Eukaryota; Metazoa; Rotifera; Eurotatoria; Adinetida; Adinetidae.